AAAAUAUACAAUUUUAUCAUGCCAGACUGAGCUUGCCCACUAAAAGCAAGAGAAUAUAUGCAUAUUUAUCACUACAUCUUCUCAAACUCUCUUUCUCUUCUGUAAAUUCUUCAAUCCUGCCUUCCGGUCAGCUUCAGCCAUGUCUUUCAGAGGGACAAAUGCAUCAUCUGGCAUGGGGGUUGCUGAUCAUAGCAAAAGCACAUAUGUGGAAUUGCAGAGGAGGAAGGUGCACCGAUAUGUGAUCUUUAAGAUCGAUGAGAAGAAGAAAGAAGUGGUGGUUGAGAAGACCGGAAGCCCAGCAGAUAACUAUGAUGAUUUCACUGCUUCUCUCCCUGAGAGUGAUUGCCGCUAUGCAAUUUAUGACUUUGAUUUUGUAACUUCUGAGAACUGCCAGAAGAGCAAAAUCUUUUUCAUUGCAUGGUCUCCUGCGGUGUCUCGCAUCCGUUCGAAGAUGCUGUAUGCCACAUCAAAGGACCGAUUCAGGCGGGAGCUGCAGGGGAUCCAUUACGAGAUUCAGGCUACAGACUCAACCGAGAUGGAACUUGAUGUGCUGAGAGAACGUGCAAACUGAAAGUGGUAUUUCUGAAAUGGUCAAUGUUAUUAUGUUAAUUUAGUAUGUAUGCCUAUUAUUUGGUACAAAGUGGUUAUUGCUUAAGCCCGUAAAUAAUUUGGAACCUAGGAAGGCUGAUGAGGAUCCACUAAAUCCCCCUGAGGGUUGGUUAGGGUUUCUUCUUUGUCAUGAUGCUUCCAAGGCUGUACACUUUUACUACUUUUGGUCAUGGUUCUAUGGAUACAACUGAGUUGAUGUUCUACUAAUUACUAAUAUGAUCUGUUUUAUGUUGCUCUA
Impatiens glandulifera is the source of this 847-nucleotide messenger RNA. RefSeq names its product actin-depolymerizing factor. The record is from RefSeq and is a predicted model, not a curated record. The transcript has 3 exons. Gene Ontology annotation, molecular function: actin filament binding. Gene Ontology annotation, cellular component: cytoplasm; actin cytoskeleton. Lineage: Eukaryota; Viridiplantae; Streptophyta; Magnoliopsida; Ericales; Balsaminaceae. Gene Ontology annotation, biological process: actin filament depolymerization. The coding region runs from base 140 to 571 and encodes 143 amino acids.